AUGACAGAGAACACAGAGGACACCACCGGCCCCGUAGUGUUCGUUGAAAAUAGUAACAGCAACGUUUUAGCUGAUCAGAACACAACUCAGAGUCCCGCUGUAUUAUCUACACACCAGUCAGGCACCAGCAGCAGCCAUGAGAGCCCAGAGAAUGCAUGUGCUACAUGUGAGACUGAGACUGACAGAGGUGAGGCUGAGCAGGAGGAAAUGGGGCUCUUCAUCCCUGAGCCCAUGCUUUGCUGUGAAGCUGAGGAAGAUAAGGUCCCUCACUCUCUAGAGACACUGUACGAGACUGCGCAGUGCAACAGCACCUUGGACUGCCUGCUGUUAGCAGCCCAUGUGUUUCUGCUGGAGACCGGCUUCCUGCCACAGGGUUGUGAUGUCAGAGCCGGAGAAAUGCCCAGCACCUGGAAUGCAACAGAGGGCCUCUGCAGGCUGUGGUACUUUCACCCGUUCUGUGAGAACAGCUCAGUUCAGAUGGUUGGUGUGCUGAUGGGCCAAAAACUUGUCAUAAAUGGCACUAUGAAGACAAACAGUGCAGUAGAGAUUUCACAGAAGCUGGUACUGAAUCCUGAUGAUUACGUGACUAAGGAGUGGGCAGGUGGAAAUGCUGGACUGGCCUACAGAGAUAUGCAGAAACUGUCUCGUGUUUUUAAGGACCAUUUGGUUUACCCACUUAUUGCAAAAGCUAGAGAAGCACUGGGUCUGCCUGCACUGUUUGGUCUGACUCUGCUGCCCCCUGAGCUGCUUUUAAGGAUAAUGCAGCUACUGGAUGUUCCCUCGAUCCUAAAUCUGUCUCAAGUAUGCAGACACCUGCACUCUGUUUCUCAAGAUGCCUCACUCUGGAAACAUUUUGUGUACCGUGACUUCGGAGUCAAUUCUCAAUAUGGCACUGAGCACAGAGACACAAACUGGAAUGAGCUUUACAAAAAGAAAUAUCAGCAAAAGAAGGCAUGGCACAUAUUCAGAUUGAAGUUUUACGCUUCCCGAGUUAGCCCUUUUACUUCUUACCCCCCAGUGCCUGUCCUUCCUCUACCAACUUAUCAUCCGCCUGGCUUUAGCAGAAGGCGGUCCAAUCAGAGACCUGCUUUUUCGCAGGCCAUCCAGCCACGCCCGCCCUAUGCCCGGAUUGGCCUGUUUCUAGGUUAUGAACCGCCAACUGGACUGCCCCAGCAGAGGCCAGAGGGAAGCCGCGCAUCAGACACCAGGAGAGGUUUCAUCUGA
Molecule: messenger RNA, 1224 nt
Organism: Tachysurus vachellii
Lineage: Eukaryota; Metazoa; Chordata; Actinopteri; Siluriformes; Bagridae
Product: F-box only protein 7-like
Exons: 10
Coding region: 1-1224 (407 amino acids)
Biological process (GO): autophagy of mitochondrion; positive regulation of autophagy of mitochondrion
Molecular function (GO): protein kinase binding
Source: RefSeq, a predicted model, not a curated record